Apiotrichum porosum is the source of this 369-nucleotide messenger RNA. It is a transcript of the gene VMA7, whose product is annotated as H(+)-transporting V1 sector ATPase subunit F. Gene Ontology annotation, molecular function: proton-transporting ATPase activity, rotational mechanism. Gene Ontology annotation, biological process: proton transmembrane transport. The transcript is spliced from 5 exons. The coding region runs from base 1 to 369 and encodes 122 amino acids. Gene Ontology annotation, cellular component: proton-transporting V-type ATPase, V1 domain; fungal-type vacuole membrane. NCBI's taxonomy places the organism in Eukaryota, Fungi, Basidiomycota, Tremellomycetes, Trichosporonales, Trichosporonaceae. The record is from RefSeq and is a predicted model, not a curated record.
AUGAGCGCGCCCACGUCCAACCCCAAGGGUCGCAACCUUCUUGCCGUCAUCGGAGACGAGGACUCGGUCACUGGUCUCCUCCUGGCCGGUAUCGGCAACGUUGACGAGCACCAGAAGAAGAACUUUGUCAUCGUCGACGGCAAGACCCAGACCAACGUCAUCGAGGCUGCGUUCCAGGAGUUCACCGAGGACCGCAAGGACAUUGCCAUCCUCCUUAUCAACCAGCACAUCGCUGAGCGGAUACGCCCCACUGUCGACCGCUACCAGGCGGCCUUCCCUGCUCUGCUUGAGAUCCCCUCCAAGGAGCACCCGUACGACCCCCUCAAGGACUCUGUCCUCAAGCGUGUCCAGAAGCUGCGCGGCGACUAG